AUGCACGAAACAGUUAAGAAAGAAAGUUCGAAUUAAACUGAUUAUAACCCGGAACCAUCUGAGGACUACUUCCCAGAUCCUGGUGAAAACCAAAACGUGGAAACAAUGGAUCUUAAAUAUGGCAACUCUAGAAAGUACAUUUCCAUUAGUAUCCCUUCCAAACCAGAGACUAUGCCAUCUCAUAUCAAAUCUGUGGAUGAGCUAAGAGUCCUUGGAAUUAACCUCUCAAGAUUUAACAAGACUCUGCAGUUUUUCAUCUGUGUUGCUGGAGUUUUUAUUUUUUAUCUAAUAUAUGGGUACUUGCAGGAAUUGAUUUUCUCCUUGGAAGGAUUUAAGCCUUUUGGGUGGUAUCUAACAUUAGUACAGUUUGGAUUUUAUUCCUUAUUUGGACUUGUGGAGCUUCAGCUUAUUCAAGAUAAGAGAAGAAGAAUACCAGGAAAGGCAUACAUGCUUAUAGCUUUGUUGACAGUGGGAACUAUGGGCUUGUCAAACACUUCUCUGGGAUACCUUAAUUAUCCUACUCAAGUCAUCUUCAAGUGCUGCAAACUGCUUCCUGUUAUGAUUGGAGGAGUCUUUAUACAAGGCAAAAGGUACAAUGUUACAGAUGUGUCGGCUGCCUUAUGUAUGAGUCUCGGUCUCAUAUGGUUUACACUGGCUGACAGCAAAGUGGCACCAAAUUUCAAUGUGACAGGGGUAAUUCUGAUCUCCUUGGCUCUCUGUGCAGAUGCUGCUAUUGGAAAUGUACAGGAGAAAGCUAUGAAACUUCAUAAUGGUUCCAAUUCAGAAAUGGUCCUUUAUUCCUAUUCAAUUGGAUUUAUAUACAUUUUAUGCUUCUUAUUAUUCAGAAAAUGCAUGCUGUCACCGUGCUUUGUUGCUAUGUGUUUAAGUAGCAAUUAA
Molecule: messenger RNA, 897 nt
Organism: Protopterus annectens (West African lungfish)
Lineage: Eukaryota; Metazoa; Chordata; Ceratodontiformes; Protopteridae
Product: adenosine 3'-phospho 5'-phosphosulfate transporter 2-like
Exons: 1
Coding region: 106-897 (263 amino acids)
Biological process (GO): transmembrane transport
Cellular component (GO): endoplasmic reticulum membrane; Golgi membrane
Molecular function (GO): 3'-phosphoadenosine 5'-phosphosulfate transmembrane transporter activity
Source: RefSeq, a predicted model, not a curated record